CUUGUGAAUUCAUUCGUAAUGUGUUAUACUGCAUUCUUAAGAGAUUAUAAUCACAUUUCAUAUUAUGUUCAUACAUAAUGAUAACAAUAUGUAUAAUAAUUUAUAAAUCCAUUAUAGCAUGUUAGGAAAGUUUGUAGGAUCGUGCAUGUGACCCUCGUACAAAGGAGGUGGUGCUAAAAUGUUUUGGCUAAAAUGUUUUUGACCGAGAAAAGUCACACACUUGCUUAGUGACAGGUUACAGGACCUGAAGAAACAGAAUGUCUCGGCCGAGUGCAAAAAGAAAACGCUGAUUCACCCAUGGAGUACAAGAUGGACCACAAGAGGCGAGGCAAUGCACUAAUCUUCAACCAGAAAAACUUUCAAACAAAUUCAAGUACACGUCAUGGCACAGAUAAAGACAGAGACAACCUCAAAAGAAGUUUUCAGGACUUAGGAUUUAAUGUAAAAGUUUACAAUGACAAACGUAAGAAGAACGUGCUACAAGAACUACAUAACGCUGCUGAGAUGGACCACACAGAUGCCGACUGCUUUGUCUGCAUUUUCCUGACUCAUGGGGAAGAAGGGCAAAUUUCUGCCUACGAUGAUAUGAUCAAGAUCGAGGAACUAACUGAUCUCUUCAGAGGAGAUCAGUGCAAAAGUCUUGUAGGGAAGCCCAAGAUCUUCAUCUUCCAGGCAUGUGCUGCUAAGAAGCAUGAGACUCCUGUAACUGGCAUGGCAGGAGGGUUUGCUGCUGAUGAGGAUGAUGAGGAGGUGGAGGAAGCAGCUAACAUCUACACCAUCCCAGCAGGGGCAGAUUUCCUCAUGUGUUACUCUUCAGCAUUGGGAUUUUAUUCCAUUCCCAAUAAGGAAUCAGGAUCAUACUAUAUUCAGGACUUAUGUGAAACACUGCAAAAGCAUGGCUCAACCCUGGAGAUCACUGAGCUCUUGACGAUGGUCAACCUGAAGGUUUCCCAACGUGACAUGUACCCAGAAGGUAGAGAAGAGAAAAAAAAACAGAUGCCCUGUUUCACCUCCAUGCUGACUAAAAAACUCCACUUUUCCAAGAACAAGUAAAAAACCAAUUCCAAGUGCAUUACAUCUACUCACUUACCAAUAAACAAAGAUACUGAUAGGAA
Molecule: messenger RNA, 1115 nt
Organism: Tachysurus vachellii
Lineage: Eukaryota; Metazoa; Chordata; Actinopteri; Siluriformes; Bagridae
Product: caspase-6-like
Exons: 7
Coding region: 298-1053 (251 amino acids)
Biological process (GO): apoptotic process; proteolysis
Cellular component (GO): cytoplasm
Source: RefSeq, a predicted model, not a curated record